This is a messenger RNA of Rosa chinensis, 3072 nucleotides long. RefSeq lists its product as uncharacterized. The transcript has 4 exons. Gene Ontology annotation, biological process: DNA integration. The coding region runs from base 1 to 3072 and encodes 1023 amino acids. NCBI's taxonomy places the organism in Eukaryota, Viridiplantae, Streptophyta, Magnoliopsida, Rosales, Rosaceae. The record is from RefSeq and is a predicted model, not a curated record. Gene Ontology annotation, molecular function: nucleic acid binding; RNA-DNA hybrid ribonuclease activity.
AUGGAUUACGACCUCUCGGAGGAGGGGAUGGAGGCCUUCCACUCGAUACAUGAAAGACUGUCAUCAUACAUGGUGGAGAAAGAGGCCUAUGAUCGCAUCGCGACCUUAGAGGUCGUUAAUGAAGAAAUUUCUGACCCGGAGGAUGAAGAUGAAGUCAAUAUUCAACUCGCCCCGGCGGCGCUGGACGACACACCUCCCAAAGUUAAAGACCCUAUUGAGAAGGUUAAUCUGGGUACAGCGGACGAGCCUAUGGAGGUAUCUAUCAGCGCUUAUCUAGAGCCUAGCGAGAAACAGCGUCUCACUGACUUAUUAUUAGAGUUUAAAGACUGCUUCGCAGAGAAAUAUGAGGACAUGCCCGACCUGUCGCCAGAUUUGGUUUGUCAUCAACUGCCAACUCUUCCUGACAAGAGGCCCGUUAAGCAGGAACCUCGACGAAUGAAUUCGGAGACCCAGAUUCUUGUAAAGGACGAGGUAGAGAAAAUGCACAAGUCAGAGGUGUACAUCGAUGACGUAGUCGUUAAGUCUCAGAAGAGAGGGGAUCACAUCGCGGAUCUCAGGAAAGUAUUUGAGCGCAUGCGCAGACAUAGACUCAAGAUGAACCCGGCCAAGUGUGUGUUUGGGGUUCAGGCAGGAGACUUUCUGGGGUUUAUAGUUCAUCAGCGAGGAAUUGAGGUCCCCGAGGACAAGGCGAGCGCAGUCAUUAAUGCAUCACCCCCACGGACGAAAAAGGAAUUACAGCGUCUGUUGGGUAAGAUUAAUUUUCUAAGACGCUUCAUCUCUAACUCUGCAGGAAAGAUCCAACCAUUCUCACCUUUGCUGAGAUUACAAGGGCAGAAUGAGUUUGUGUGGGAACCCAAACACCAAGAAGCUUUCGACAGUAUCAAGACUUAUUUGGCAAACCCCCCAGUCUUAGUUCCACCCAGAACCGGGGCCCCAUUAAAGCUGUACAUUUCAGCAGCCGAGGCUUCCAUUGGCAACCUGCUCGCUCUGGACGAUGAGGGAGGCGUCGAGCAUGCUAUAUUUUACCUUAGCCGCACAUUGACAGACUGCGAGACAAGGUACACCCCUAUGGAGAAGCUGUGCCUCACUCUGUACUUCUCAGCGUGCAAGUUGCGACACUACAUGCUAUCUUUUACCACUUGCAUCAUCGCUCAAACUGAUUUGGUCAAAUACAUGUUGUCCCGGCCUAUCUUGAGAGGCCGCAUUGGCAAAUGGGUAUUGGCGCUUUCAGAGUUUUCGCUCCAAUAUGUACCCCAGAAGGCUGUAAAAGGGCAAGCCAUCACAGACUUUCUAGCACAUCAUCCUACGUUAGAAAUACCUGCACUGAAGGAGUUAGAGAUUGCCUGCACCACUACAACUCGACCAGAUCAAGCGUGCAUCCCUGAGUACGCGGUUUGGUAUCAAGCUACAAUCUAUCUGCAGCCCUGGGUAUUAUUCUUUGAUGGCUCAAGAACGGACACUCUUGCUGGCGCGGGGAUUGUUUUGGAAAACCCAGUUGGUGACCGCUUCUCUUAUUCUUUCCAGCUAACGUUCCAAUGUACUAAUAAUCAGGCUGAGUAUGAAGCUCUUAUCAUUGGACUUGAAGUCUUACUGGAAAUAGGCGUACGGGACGUUCAGAUUCGUGGCAAUUCUCAGCUUGUUAUUAACCAGCUCCAGGAAAAGUAUCGCUGUGCGAGUUGGUUGCUCGUACCAUACCUGAAUCACGCCAUCGAGCUUCUGGAUCAAUUUACCGAUGUUGAUAUGGAAUACAUACCACGCGAGCGUAACUUUGCGGCUAACGAGCUCGCUCAGUUGGCUACAGGUAUCACCUUGAAGUAUGGCGUGCGCGAGCGCAUUUUGAAAGUUGAGCGUCGCACACUACCUUCGUGGCUUGCUCCACCUGAUCCGCCAGAUGAUCCCGUAGUCGCGGUACUAGAACAUAUUGAUGUUGAUUGGCGGACUCCGCUGAUCGAGUACCUCAAACAACCAGACCCCAGAGCUGACAGGAGGAUUCGUUUCCUCGCAUUGAAUUACUUCCUACGAGGCGAUGAAUUGCGACGACGUGGGGAGGAUGGUAUAGAUUUUCGGUGUGUCUAUGGUCGAGAAGUUAAGAGAUUGAUGCGCGAGGUACACACGGGGAUAUGUGGAUCCCAUCAAGCUGGACCUAAGAUGCGCUGGCUUUUGCGGCGUCAUGGUUACUAUUGGCCCAGCAUUUUGAAGGAUUGUAUUGCAUUUGCCAAAGGUUGUGAGGACUGUCAAGCACAUGGUCCAGUCCAGCAUCACAAGUUUAUCAUCGUCGCCACUGACUACUUUACUAAAUGGGUUGAAGCAGAGCCUUUGAAGGAGGCCUCCGGUGCUACUAUUCGCCAGUUUAUUUUCCGUAAUAUUCUCUGCAGGUUUGGUAUCCCUGAGGUGUUGGUUUCGGACAGGGGGGCAGCGUUUAUGGGAGGCCCCGUUGAGGAGUUGGUCACUGAUUUUGGCAUUCAAUUCAUACAUGGUACUCCGUAUUAUGCUCAAUCUAAUGGUCAGGCGGAGGCUAGCAACAAGACAAUCAUUACCUUACUAAAGAAGAUGUUGGUAGAGAACCCUCGCCAAUGGCAUGACACUUUGUAUGAGACACUUUGGGCCUACCGCACUUCUAAACGCAACCCCACCGCCACGACGCCGUACGCGCUUAUGUUCGGACAUGAUGCUGUCUUACCAUUAGAAAUUAAUGUUCACUCUCUGCGCGUGCAAGAACAGCAUCAUUUGAUUGGCGAGGAUUACGUUCAAGCAAUGUGGUUGUGGUUGCGGGGAGAAGGAUCUGGGCGCUACAACCUCAGAGCAUUCUUCCUCUCUACACUCAGAUCCUCCUCCGAUCGGAGUCGCCACUGCUGUCAUCGGUACCGGAGGAAGAGGGAAAGAGAGCCUUCAUACCCUUUCCUUGGGCCUUUCCUCCGGGCAGGAGUUGGAGUCUGGGGCGAGCGCGACUCACAACCACAUCUACCUCCUGGGGUAAAUCAGAAAGUGCGUACCCAGGCCCCAGAGGUAGACCGCGGAGGCAGAGCGGAAGACCUCAAAGUGGCCUUCCUCCCUUCCUCCACUUGCUCCUAG